GACUCGGCAUGGCGGCUCAGUGAGGCCGGCGGGGAGAGAGAGCGGCACGGAGGGAGUCGAAAGUCGAGGAGAGAGUCAAGGAGAGAGCGGAGAGAGAGCGGGGAGAGUCGAGGAGAGAGUCAAGGAGAGUGUGGGGAGAGAGAGUCAAGGGGAGAGCGGGGAGAGUCGAGGAGAGAGUCAAGGGGAGAGAGCGGGGAGAGUCAAGCAGAGAGCGACAGGGGAGAGAGUGGCACGGAGGGAGUCGAGAGUCGAGGAGAGAGUCAAGGAGAGAGAGCGGGGAGAGUCAAGCCGAGAGCAGGGAGAGAGCGACGAGAGAGCGGAGAGAGUCGAGGGGAGAGAGUGGCAGGGAGAGAGUCGAGGAGAGAGUCGAGGUAGGGGGUAGAGAGUCUGGGAGAGAGUCGAGGAGAGAGUCGAGGGGAGAGAGCGGCAGGGAGAGAGUCGAGGGCAGCGUUACAGCGGGCAACAACGACUCCUUGAAUAACGAGAGAGCGAGAGAGUCCCCUUCCUCUCCCUUACACAGAGACAGAGAGAGAGGACACUGGGAGUGAGAGUCCAGGCGGGGCAGAGUCGAGAAGAGAGAGUCGAGGGGAGAGAGUCAAGCAGAGAGAGUCUGGGAGAGAGUCAAGGAGAGAGUCAAGGAGAGAGUCGAGAAGAGAGUCGAGAAGAGAGUCGAGAAGAGAGUCGAGAAGAGAGUCGAGAAGAGAGUCGAGAAGAGAGUCGAGAAAAGAGUCGAGAAAAGAGUCGAGGAGAGAGAGAGUCGAGAAAAGAGUCGAGGAGAGAGUCGAGGAGAGAGAGAGUCGAGGAGAGAGAGAGUCGAGGAGAGAGAGAGUCGAGGAGAGAGUCUAGAAAAGAGUCAAGGAGAGAGAGAGUCGAGAGGAAAGUCUGGGAGAGAGUCGAUGUAGUGGGGGGGGGGGGGUUAGAGAGUCAAGGAGAGAACGAGGAGAGAGUCGAGGUAGGUAGGGGGGGGGUGGUAGAGGUUCACAGCCGGCAACAACCCCGAACCCCACCGCACCACCUCCUGCUGUAACAGCGACCCGGGAGAGUUUCCUCUCCUCCUCCUGCUGCACACACACACACAGAGAGCGAGUUGUGGGGGAGUUGAAGCGGCUUCUCCUCCAUCGUCGUCGUCGCCAUGAACUCUGACAAGGAGCUGGCUCCACUCACGCCGGCCAUCGUCCGCGCACUCAACGACAAACUCUACGAGAAGCGCAAAGUGGCGGCGCUGGAGAUCGAAAAGCUGGUGCGAGAUUACGUGCAGCAGAACAACACAGCGCAGAUCAAGCACAUCAUCGCCAUCCUCUCGCAGGAGUUCGCGCUCUCCCUGCACCCACACAGUCGCAAGGGCGGCCUCAUCGGCCUCGCCGCCUGCGCUAUUGCGCUGGGAAAGGACUAUGGCGUCUACCUCAAGGAGCUGAUGGAGCCGGUGUUGACAUGCUUUAACGACCCCGACAGCCGGCUGCGCUACUACGCCUGCGAGGCGCUCUACAACAUCGUGAAGGUGGCACGCGGCUCCGUGCUGCCCCACUUCUGCGAGCUCUUCGAUGGACUCAGCAAGUUGGCUGCCGAUCCAGAUCCGAAUGUGAAGAGUGGCUCCGAGUUGCUCGACCGGCUGCUAAAGGACAUCGUGACGGAAAGCAGCAAGUUCGACCUCGUGGCGUUCGUGCCACUUUUGCGGGAGAGGAUAUACACGCAGAACCAGUACGGCCGCCAGUUCAUCAUCUCCUGGAUCGCGGUGCUCGAGUCGGUGCCGGACAUCAAGCUGCUGGGCUUCCUCCCCGAAAUUCUCGACGGCCUCUUCGAGAUCCUCGGUGACCAGAGCAAGGAGAUCCGCCGCAUGUGCGAGUGCGUGCUUGCAGAGUUCCUCAAGGAAAUUAAGAAGAACCCGGCCAAUGUGAAGUACAGCAACAUGGCCAACAUUGUGCUCGUGCACUGCCAAGCCUCCGACGAGCUCACCCAGCUGACGGCCAUGACGUGGAUCCGGGAGUUUGUGCAGCUCGCGGGCCGCCUCAUGCUGCCCUUCGCUGCGGGAGUCCUUAACGCCGUGCUGCCCUGCCUGGGCAACGACGACCCCAAGAGGAAGAACAUCAAGGAGGCGGCAAGUGCGUGUAACCUGAGCCUCAUGAGGCUGGUGCUGCCUGAGGAUGACCUGGAUGCCGUGCCACCCUCGCCCGUGUCCCCUUCUCUCGCGGCUCAAGCCGGCACCGGUGACGUCCUGCAGCCGCGGCCUGAAGCCAGCCUGGAGGAGUCCCAGGAGAGCGCACCGGAGGCGUCAACAGAGGUUGACAUGGAAUCCUUGGCCGUGAGGUUGGACCUGGACAGCAUCGUCAACGUCCUGGCUCACCACCUGACCCACGACUCCAUGCUCACUCGCAUCGCCGUCCUCAAGUGGAUCUACAGCCUAUACACGAAAACGCCGAGGAAGAUGUUCCGUCACACGGAGCGGCUCUUCCCGGUGCUGCUCAAGACGCUGUCGGACGACUCGGAUGAGGUGAUCCUCAAGGACCUGGAGGUGUUGGCAGAGAUUGCCUCGUCUCCGGCCGGCCAGCUUGCCGAGGCCUUGUCUGGCGACGGCGGCGGCAGCGCGAUCUCGGGCACGGCGCCUGGCCUGCAUGCGCCACCUCAUCUCAGCACCAGCCCGGGCAGCUCCGCAGGCUCGGCAGCUUGGAAGGCCACAGACCGAUCGCCGCUGUCUCCCUCCAUGAACUCCUACUUCCAUCGCUUCAUGAUCAAGCUGCUCCAGUGCUUUGGCACCGAGCCUCGACUCCUGGAGCAUCGCGGAGCCUUCAUCAUCCGGCAGCUGUGCCUGCUGCUCAACGCGGAGAACAUCUUCCACGCCAUGGCGGAGAUCUUGCUGGCGGAGGGCGACCUGCGCUUCGCCUCCACCAUGGUGCAGACGCUCAACUCCAUCCUGCUCACGUCCACCGAGCUCUUUGAGCUACGCACCCAGCUCAAGGACCUGCACACCGCCGAGAGCCGUGCCCUGUUCUGCUCGCUGUACCGCUCCUGGUGCCACAACCCCGUGGCGACCGUGUCGCUGUGCUUCCUCACCCAGAACUACAAGCACGCCUACCACCUCAUCCAGAAGUUCGCAGGACUGGAGGUGACGGUGGACUUCCUCACGGAGGUGGACAAGCUGGUGCAACUCAUCGAGAGCCCAAUCUUCACAUACCUCCGGCUUCAGCUGCUGGACGUGGAGAGCCACCCGUACCUCAUCAAGGCCCUGUACGGCCUGCUGAUGCUGCUGCCACAGAGCAGUGCCUUCACCCUGCUGCGUCAGCGCCUGGCCUGUGUGCCGGACCCGCAGCUCAUGGUCGCGGAGCGCCGGGAGGGUAUGGACGCGCAGAAGAAUUCUACGGAACACCAGGAGCUGCUGCGCAACUUCGAGCAGAUGCAGGUCCGGCACCAGCAGGCCAAGCGGCAGCGGCAAGGCCCGGAGCAACGCUUCGCUUGAGCCGAGGAGGGGGGGGGUACCCCCCCCGUAAAAAAUAAAAUCUUUAAACGACGACGAGACUGGAAAACCGGCGAACGAAACCUCCACCAUUCCAUUAGUGACAGAGCGGACAGCGGAUCCCGUCUAGCGAUUUAAGUAUGCGGUGUAAAACAAACGUGCUACAGGUCCAUAUUAUACCAAGAAACCGAAUACCCUUGCUACGAUAAGGACAUUAUUACAACACAACUGCAUUAUCGCAGUGCUAAGUUGGUGUGUGUGCGUGCGUGUGUAUUUGGGGAGUGGUAGUCUCGCGGUUAGCGCACUGUGCUAUGAACCCGGCUACCCAGGUUCGAUUCCCGCUCGCGGUCAACAUCGGCGACGGAUUAUCUGAACCCGUCCUGGGCCUCCCCUAGGUCUACUCGGCCUCAAAUGAGUACCUGGUGCAUUGUGUAUGAACAUCGCCACUGGGGAGACGAAGGCGGCCGGUCGUGGUGCUGGCCACCCACCCCCUCGUGUGCCGUGCCGGCCUUCACAGGUGCUGCUCGCUUAAUAGCACUUUCCCCAAAAGUCUGUUACGGGGGCAGACGGGGGGAGAUCUUUGUCUUUGUGUGUGCUAAGUUUGUUGAUGCACCGCUGUGUUUCUGGCAAUGCGGAGUGGGAUUCUGCGCUACUGUAACUUGACACGGGUGACACGGGAGCCAACCCCCACCGACCCCCUCUGUAUGUCAUAUGUGCCGUGAAGCUGCUGUGUCCGCGCGGGUAUAAACGAAUCUCGACGUGUGUACAAAUAAAGCCAUCCGCACACUUAAUAAACGUGGCCUGCGUUAAGGCUUGCGCGAGCAUGGCGGCGCGAUGGGGUCGGCGAACGCGUCCGAAACGUGCGUGUGUAAAUAUUCUCUGAAUGUGCGAAGUUUAACGUGGAGGGUAACAACGUUAACGGGCGGGCUGACAUGUACACACGUACACACGUACAGAUCUCUGCAAGCCUGUGUUGUGUAAUCACAGCGUCGCAACUCCUGUUCUACGUGGGUGCAGCCGUGCGUGGCGUCGUCGGCAUCAUCGCCGCCUGUUGAGACGGCAUCUCGAUUUGAACGAGGGUUUUGUUAUAAUUUAAUAAAUCGUUUUCCUGCUCGUUAAGGUC
Messenger RNA from Lethenteron reissneri (Far Eastern brook lamprey), 4571 nucleotides. RefSeq names its product VAC14 component of PIKFYVE complex (gene VAC14). Gene Ontology annotation, biological process: phosphatidylinositol biosynthetic process. Gene Ontology annotation, cellular component: endosome membrane; PAS complex. Lineage: Eukaryota; Metazoa; Chordata; Hyperoartia; Petromyzontiformes; Petromyzontidae. The record is from RefSeq and is a predicted model, not a curated record.